UUCAAAACAAGAUAAACAAACACGAAAACUUUUAUUUUAUUUAUCAAAAUAUUAAACUUUAAAUGAUUACCUGUUUAUAAUGGAAAAACCAGACGAGAAUGGCUUUGUUACAGUAAAUUGGCCCAGUAAAAAUGUUCCCCACGGAGGGGUGUUUCAUCAUCCAAUCGUCGAGCCGUCGGAAGCCAAACAAAAAUUGUUAAAAGUUCUACUCAAUGAAUCGAAGCUAACCGUCGCACAGAGACAGAAGUCUAAAUGGGAGAACAGCUUGCGCACUGAAGACCCUCCUCCGAGGCGUCACCAGGCGUCCAGCGCAGCCGCACCGCUGGUGAGGCCGCGCACCUCGCGCCGAAGGUCCCUGUCUACCAUACGAGAGUCUGGUGACUAUGAAGUUGAAGGCUUCAGGCCACUGAAGCGCGGCGGCGACAGAGAGAAGCUGAAGGAGCGUCUGCAGCGAGCUAUGGAGCAUGGGGACACGGAGCUGGUGCAGCCGCCGCCGCUGCGCAAGCCGAAGCCCGCCCCCGCGCUGCCUACUAGGAAGGAAAUGAGGAAUGACUUGCUCACCCAAAUCCGGGAGCGAGCUGAAUGGCUAGCAGAGAUGGAGGAGCUCGGGGCGGCGGCGGCGCACCGAGACGUGGUCAUGGACCAGAUAGCGGAGCGGGUCCGCGGGCUGGACGCGCUGGGCAGCCGGGGCUCCAGCGCGCGGACCACGGGGUCUGCCGGCGCUGUGAGGUGCCGGGAGGUGGUGUUUCCGGAGCCUGGUGUGAGGAGUGCGCGUGAGCGCCCUACAAUGUCAGCGUCCACGGCAUCGAAAUCGAGUUCUAACAGAAGCUCAGCCAGAGGCCGCCGUGGACAGGAAGAAGACGAGAAUGUCUCUUUGUACAGUGAUCUACCCAAGUUGAGGUAUUCGGCGAGACGACGAUGUUAAGUUUUGUUUGUGUUUAUAAUAAAAGUAUUUUUUAAAUUA
This is a messenger RNA of Plutella xylostella (diamondback moth), 964 nucleotides long. RefSeq names its product UPF0193 protein EVG1 homolog. The record is from RefSeq and is a predicted model, not a curated record. Lineage: Eukaryota; Metazoa; Arthropoda; Insecta; Lepidoptera; Plutellidae.